AACAUUAUUCAUCCAACAUCAUAUCCAUUAAUCUAACAUCAGAUUCAUUGAUAUUUGUGAGUGUUUCAACGUCAGAUUUAUUUAAAAAAAAUUAAAACUAUUGUUCGAAAUCCAUCAUCAAAUUCAUUAGAACAUCAGAUUGGGUAUCUUCGAAAUUAUAUGGUCUAAUAAAUUGAUCCCAUCAAUUGGGUUCUCUCUCUCUGUCUCAAUCAAUCAAAAGUCUAUGAAGACUUAGACCAUCACCACCACUGCGCUGCACUGUUUGUUUGUUUCAGAAAUGGCUUCUUCAAUCUCCAAUGAAGUAACCCACGAUUUCUCUAUCCUAGGCCUUCGAGUUUACAAAGACGGCCGAGUCGACAGAUUCAAAGGCACCGAUAUAGUCCCUUCCUCAACUAAUCCAGAAACUGGAGUCCAAUCCAAAGAUGUGGUUAUCAAUCCAGAGACUGGCUUAUCUGCAAGGCUCUACAUCCCCAGAAUUCCCAACCCACACCGUAAACUUCCUCUUCUUGUCUACUUUCAUGGCGGUGGCUUCUGCAUCGAAACCGCCUUCUCUCCUACAUACCAUAACUAUAUCAAUUCACUUGUCGCCGAAGCCAACAUCGUUGUGGUCUCUGUUGAUUACAGAAGAGCCCCCGAGCACCCUCUCCCAACCGCUUACGAUGAUUCUUGGGCCGCUGUCAAGUGGGUUGCUUCUCACUCGACCGCUAAUGGUGGUGAGGUAUGGCUAAAGGAGUACGUUGAUUUUGAUCGGGUUUUCUUUGCUGGAGAUAGCGCAGGUGGUAACAUAGCACACAACAUGGCAAUUCGGGUCGGGUCGGAUGGGCUGGAUGGUGUGAAGAUUGUUGGGAUGGUUUUAAUCCAUCCAUAUUUUGGAGGGAAGGACCCAAUUGGAUCUGAAGGUGAUGGCGCGGCUACUGAUAAAUUCUGGCUCUUUGUGUAUCCAUCGUCUAGUGGAUCUGAUGACCCGUUAUUCAACCCGGUUGUGGAUCCGAAGUUUUCGAGUGUGGUUUGUGACAAGGUGUUGGUAUGUGUAGCUGAGAAAGAUUUUUUGAAGGAUAGGGGUUGGUAUUACAAGGAGGAGUUGGGGAGGAGUGGGUGGGAAGGAGUGGUGGAGAUUAUGGAGGUUGCAGGGGAGGAUCAUGUGUUCCACUUGAUUAAACCGACUUGUGAAAAUGCUGUGGCUCUGCUCAAACGAGUGGCUUGUUUCUUGAACGAGGACAAAGCCUAGUUCUUUGGGUUGUGUAUUGUUCUGUUUUUUUUUAAUGUUUCUUGCAAAAUUUGAUUAAAUAAUGUAGUGUUAGGCAUCCAAAUGUUUUAUGAAUAUUUUUAUCAAUCUUACAUGUUUGUGAGUCCUACAUUUAUGUAAGACAUCUAAGUAAAAUGUUAGUAAAAUAUUUGUGAUUUCUAGUAUUUUCCAAUAAUGAAUAAAUCAAUUUGCAAUUCUUUUACUGCAUUA
Camellia sinensis is the source of this 1456-nucleotide messenger RNA. Lineage: Eukaryota; Viridiplantae; Streptophyta; Magnoliopsida; Ericales; Theaceae. The record is from RefSeq and is a predicted model, not a curated record.